This is a messenger RNA of Emericellopsis cladophorae, 651 nucleotides long. RefSeq lists its product as uncharacterized. Gene Ontology annotation, molecular function: L-xylulose reductase (NADPH) activity; carbonyl reductase (NADPH) activity. The record is from RefSeq and is a predicted model, not a curated record. Gene Ontology annotation, biological process: glucose metabolic process; xylulose metabolic process. The transcript has 2 exons. The coding region runs from base 1 to 651 and encodes 216 amino acids. NCBI's taxonomy places the organism in Eukaryota, Fungi, Ascomycota, Sordariomycetes, Hypocreales, Bionectriaceae.
AUGGCGUACGCAGGACGUUUGGCGAUCAUCUCCGGAGGCUUAGCUGUCGAGUGUGAUAUUGCCUCCGACCCCAGUGUCAGAGAUGCAUUCCCAAGGAUCGAGCAAUACGUCAAGGAGAACGGCCUCUUCCCAUCCAUUCUCAUCAACGCGGCCGGUUAUGUGUCCGUGAGCCCUUUGGCCGAGACGACAGCCGAGGAGGCGACCAAAAACAUUGUGCCCAACUUGUUGGGACCCAUGUUCGUUGGCCAGGCGUUUCACAGAUUGUACACAUCCUACCCUUCCACGCAAGAGAAGCCGCCGGGCCGCAUCGUCAGCAUCUCGUCGCAGGCUGCACACGUGGCGCUCGAUGGCCACGGGCCCUAUUGCGCGUCCAAGGCGGGUCUCAACGCUUUAACGAGAACGAUGGCGCUAGAGUGGAGUCCUUUGGGCAUCACCUGCAACACUGUCAGUCCUACCGUUGUACUGACAGAGCUGGGCAAGAAAGCAUGGGCCGAUCCGGUCAAGAGACAAGCCAUGGAGAGCCAGAUCCCCACGGGCAGGUUUGCUCUGCCGGAGGAGAUUGCGGGCGCUGUCGAGUUCCUGUGUCGCGAUGAAAGUGGCAUGAUCUCAGGAGAGGACUUGAGGGUAGACGGCGGAUAUACUCAGCGUUGA